Messenger RNA from Cyphellophora europaea CBS 101466, 1587 nucleotides. RefSeq lists its product as uncharacterized. NCBI's taxonomy places the organism in Eukaryota, Fungi, Ascomycota, Eurotiomycetes, Chaetothyriales, Cyphellophoraceae. The record is from RefSeq and is a predicted model, not a curated record. The transcript has a single exon. The coding region runs from base 1 to 1587 and encodes 528 amino acids.
AUGAGUAUUGACGCAGGCGGUCUUGCUCAAAUGACUUUCCAAUCCCCUUUCAACAACACCAACAUCGGUGUCUCCGGACCGGGCUUCGCGUCCCGCGGCAAGGCUUCGCACAUCAAGCGCUUGAGCGUCGCCCCUCCUUCCAACAUCUCCACCAUCGAUGAAACCCAGCAAGCCAAUAAUGUCUCAACUCCUCGAACCAGCCGUGGUCACCUCUUAGCCGGUCUCCGCACGGCCCCCAAAUCUGCCACCGUUCCUCCUGCUGCCAACGGACUGGAGCAAAGCCGUUAUGCGGAUCCUCAGUACGAUGCCGGAAGUCGCGUCCCGCAGACAACCACUGCAGCGUACUUUCCUCAGGCACGCAAGAUGAGCGGCAACAGCAAUGGUGCCUACCGUGAUCAGAACAACUACUCCUUCCAAGAGCAAGUUCUGGCGCCUCCCAUCCUCGAUUUUGCUCCUCAGGGUGGAUUAGACGGUAUUGAUCCCGAAGAGUAUGAACAACUAAUGGCUACCAACCGUUAUCUUGCCCUCCAGCAGCGACAGCUUCAACAACAGCUUGCUGAGAUCACUUCCGCUGCUCAGCAUUUGGGUCACUUGAACCUCAAUACAGGCUACACGAACAAUGCCCAGUCUUACCAAUCACCUGUCAAUUCGCCCAUGAGCAUUUACACCCAGCAGCUCCAGCAUGGGCUUCAGCCUAUUGUUCAGCCCGUCGCUGGCAGUCCUGGCGUUUUCUCCGUCUACAAUCCCAUGACUGGCCAGUCCAGCUUCGUGUAUGACAACGGGGCUCAGCAGCACACGGGUCCUGGAAGCACCGAGAACUACCGAGUAUCCUCCCCCCAAGCCGCCCCGGUCUUUCAGCGUCAAGCCUCCGACCCUUCGGUUCCUCGGUCUCAGAUGAGAAGCGUGUCGCCACCCAAGCCGACGCCCUCGCCCCAGAAUGAUGUUGAGCCUCUGCCUCCUCCAUCGGCUAACGCCUUCCGCCGUGGGCACCGCAAAAACCUCUCAUCGGUGAACGUCAAGACCACUGGUGAGUGGACACGCCCUACUGGUCCACGCUCGGCCGGUGUGCCUCAAACCCCUAUGACCGGCACUUUCGCUCCCGGCCACGGACGUGCUGGUGAGCAUCCUGUUCGCCAGCCCAAGGGUCCGCCGCUGCUGCAGGAGCUCACGGAGAAGCCCACGUCGAAGCAUGAGGGAAGCAAGAACUUUGCAACCCGCCAACGCCGUCGUGCUGUCCAUGACUUGGUGAAAGCUGGUCGAGAAAGACGCAACGACGUACGUCAGCCCGGCUCUGGAGCUGGCACUCCUGGCAGUGAGAACGAAUUCAACUUCUCUGCCUCGGGUUCCGACAGCGACUCUGUUCUUGCGGGCAGCACUAGCCUGACCAGCCGGCCCAGCAUCGGCAGUCUGGGGGUCGGUGCAAUUGGAUCUGAGCGCAAGGAGAAAUCCCGCGACCGAUCCUCUGUCGAUAGCAACCGAAGCCUUAGCGGCGAUGAGAGAGCAUUUAUUGAGAUUGAAGCUGCGCGACGUUCCACUCCGCUGCUCGUCCUCAGCAACGCCGAGAAGCGUAGGAGCGUGGUGAUGUAG